Molecule: messenger RNA, 1792 nt
Organism: Cladocopium goreaui
Lineage: Eukaryota; Dinophyceae; Suessiales; Symbiodiniaceae
Source: the annotation of a GenBank genome assembly
AUGCCCAGCAUCGCAGGAGUGAAGUAUAGUGAAGGUACCCUGGCGGAUUUCCAAAGGCUCUACUACUGUGCCCCUCCGGGCAAGGACAAAUUUUGCGGCGUGCCACCUUGCACUGGUUGCAGCAACCCUCCCUGCAACGAUUGCUUUGCAGGGCAUCAGUUGUACGCCUCCCUGCGGCCCGGCUGCGAUGGCAACAACCGAGGCAUUGGAUGUGUCCCACCCAAGUCGGCUAUGGGCUACAAGGGCCAACAUUGGCCAACCACCGUGGUGUACGGCGUUCAGGAGAUGCACAUCUUUGCCAUUGGCGACUGGGGUGGCAUGGACGGAUCCCUGGAUACCAAUGAGGGCCGUCCCAACAUUGUGGCCUACGACUGGGGAAAACGGCCUGGACCCAGUGUUUUCCCCAGGAGUCGCUGGAACAAGGCACACACUGUGAAGUUCUGUGACCACGACCAGCUGGUGGAAUGUUUCAACACUCGCGGACAACCUCCCUGCACUCCCGAAUGCGGCUACGUGCCAGGCGUGGAUGACAACCCGCAGAUCUUGGUGGCCAAUGCCUUCAAGGCACGCGCCGCCCUGAAGGAUCCGCAGUACAUUUUGAACGUGGGGGACAACUUCUACUGGGGAGGCAUUGAGAAGACCUGCGGGGAACCAAUGAACAAGAUCUCCUACCCCACGAAGCACCAGUUUGAUCAGAUCUUCGAGGGUGUUUAUCAGGGAGCCGGCCUCAGCAACAAGCCCUGGUUUAGCGUCUUGGGCAAUCACGACUGGGGAGGCUUCAAGUUUGACAAUGGCUGGGACCAGCAGAUGUCCUACACCUGGGCCAGCAAUCGCUGGGUGAUGCCAGCCCCCUACUACACUACCUCAGUGGUCUAUGCCGACCUGGGCUUUGAUGUGGACUACUACUUCUUGGAUUCCAAUUUUGUGGAUGCCAAACCGCCAGAGGAAGAUCCAAAUCACAACAUGUGUUCACGCAAGAACAACAAGCCCUCAGCCACCUGUGCGGCAGCAGAUGGUCCCGUCUCGGUGGACAGCUGCCCUGGUUGGUUCGCUGCCUUGUGGGCGGAGCAAAAGGAAUGGGUCACCCGGUUGUUGCCCAAGAGCAAGGCCACUUGGCAGAUUGCCGUGACUCAUUUCCCUUGUGGCCAUGAACAGGGCUUCUACAAGAGCUUGGCCAACAUGGGACUGGAUUUGUUGGUCACUGGGCACCGGCAUGACCAGGAGCUCUGGUUCCCGGAUGACUAUGCCAAAAACCACAUGGGAGUCACUUGCAUCGUCACAGGUGGAGGUGGUGGGAUUACCUCGGAGGCGACACCGGAUCCGGACCAUACGGAGGACUGGUAUGGGGAGGCCCAGUAUGGUUUCUAUGAUUUGACCAUCAGCAAAAAGGAGAUCUUCAUUGAGUCCGUGAACUACGACGGUGAGGUGCUCUUGACUCACACCGUUUACCCAUCCCGUUAAGAGCGGGUACCUAGCCAUGAUGUGCCAUGAUGUGCCUAGAAUCUUGAUGAAAUUGGGGGGAUAACGUGACCAUAGCGCCACUUUUGAGUCCCCAUGCAUUUUUUUCUCCAUGACCCACAUACGUUGGGUGUCAUGAUGAAGUGCUGAGAGUUGCAGCAUGUUUCAGCUAUGUACUCGUACAUCUACAUGUUGCUUGCUGAAUUAUCAGCCGCUCUUAAAUCUAUUGGAAACUGUAGACAUUCAGCAUGUUGAUGCCAAAAGUGACAUCGAAGUGCGUAGAUUCAGCGGCGAUGUUAGACUUUCGAGUCCUUCAUCCUCCCGCAUGUGCGCG